Messenger RNA from Paramecium octaurelia, 913 nucleotides. The record is from the annotation of a GenBank genome assembly. NCBI's taxonomy places the organism in Eukaryota, Ciliophora, Oligohymenophorea, Peniculida, Parameciidae.
AUGGAAUAUAGGUGUUAAAAUCCAUUCUUUAAAUUAUAAUAAUUGCUUAAUUUCAGCCAAAUAGAAUUAAUUUACACCUUAAAAUAUGAAAACAAAAAUGCUGAAAAAAAACUUCAAGCAGGCAAAUUGGAUUUAUUAAUAUGGUAGUUAAGACCAAUGAUCUAAUAAUCAUUUAUACGAUUUAAAGAUAUCAUCACCAUUGCUGUAACUUAUUGGGAUAAAUAGAAGAACCAGAAUACGGAAAAAGAAUUAGUUAAGGAUAUAAUGUAAAGUUUUUGAUACUUGUAUCAAAAGAAACAAAUGGAAAAGAAUUAUGUUAAAGAUUGAAGGAAUUCUUGAUAAAUGCAAUUACCAAUUAAAAAUUUGUUCAAUACUGUUUAUCAAAAUUACAUUUCUUCCAAUAUUUAAUAUGGUAAAAAGAUCGCUUUAAGCUUUGUUACAAUAUCUCAAGCGAGAUUAUAAUCUCAUUUAAUUGUUGUUUUAUAAGAUGAUGUUACUGAGUAACUAAAUGAGGCUAUGGGGCAAGUUCUUGUUAAUUCUUAUAAUAUUUUUUAAAUUGCUUAAAGAAAACUAUAAUGUUAAAUUUGAUAAAAUUGUAAAGGUAAUAAGAACCUUUUUUACAAAUUUUCGGAAACUGACCCAACUAUUCCAGAAGUUAUGCAUUAAUUAACAUUAGCUAUUAAAGAGGAUGCAGAUGAAACAAUCUUAAAAUUUCAAAAGAUAAAAACAAUCGAUUUAAUAAUUUAUUGUGAAAUAAAAUUAUAUUGUAUUUUAGUAUUUACAAUCAAUUUAUGAUAUCACACUUAGUAAAUAUUCAAAAUUAAAGGAUGAAAAAUUAUGUUAUUUAUUUGAUGCCUAAUUAAAAUAAGUAGUAAUUUGUUAAAUGGUCUCAUUCUUCUUGCUUACCAAAUGA